Messenger RNA from Lucilia cuprina (Australian sheep blowfly), 1135 nucleotides. RefSeq names its product protein unc-50 homolog (gene Unc50). Lineage: Eukaryota; Metazoa; Arthropoda; Insecta; Diptera; Calliphoridae. The coding region runs from base 204 to 1010 and encodes 268 amino acids. Gene Ontology annotation, cellular component: Golgi membrane. The record is from RefSeq and is a predicted model, not a curated record. The transcript has 4 exons.
CUGUCAACAAUACUUUGAGUGAUGUGUCAACUCUUGUUAUUUUUUUUGCGAUUAAAAACUUAAAAGAAUUCUCAAAGAAUUUUUACGAAAUAAUAACAAAUCUUUCGCUAAUUGUUUACAAUAAAUAAGUAAUGUGUAAUUAACUUUAAUAAAUAUAUUAAAAACUUAACUAUUUGCCUUUAAAUAAACGUAAAACCUACAUAAUGAAACAAACGACUUCACCCACACCCUCGGUGGUGUCCAGUUAUACAGCGUCUCGAGGUCAAUCACCAUUGCCACCACCAGCCAAUGCUCGCAAAGAUUGUCUUUCAGCCACCACAAAAAGCUACAAAUAUCUAAGACGUCUAUUAAAGUUUAAUCAAAUGGACUUUGAGUUUGCUCUGUGGCAAAUGAUCUAUUUGUUUAUAGCACCACAAAAAGUUUAUAGGAAUUUUAAUUAUAGAAAACAAACAAAAUCACAAUUUGCUAGAGAUGACCCUGCCUUUUUAGUAUUGUUAGUUGUAUGCUUAUGUGUAACCUCGUUAGGCUUUGCCUGGGUUUUGGGCUUAAACAUCUGGCAAAGUAUAUCGUUUAUAUUCUAUGUGGUUUUUGUCGAUUGCAUAUUUGCCGGCAUUGUGGUGGCCACUUUUCUUUGGUUGGUUACGAAUCGCUAUUUGAGAACGAGUAAUCUGGAGCCCGAUAUUGAGUGGGGUUAUUCCUUUGAUGUGCAUUUGAAUGCCUUCUUCCCGCCCUUAAUGCUGUUACAUUUCCUGCAGCUAUUCUUCUACAAUUGGUUGAUCAGUCAGCCCUGGUUUAUUUCACGUCUAUUGGGUAAUACGUUCUGGUUGUUGGGUUUGAGCUAUUAUGUUUACAUCUCAUUUUUGGGUUACAAUUGUAUACCCCAUCUUAAGAAUACACGUUUAAUUCUCAUUCCUUUGCCCAUUAUAUUUUUAUUAUAUUUAAUCACUUUAAUUAUUAGUUGGAAUGUAACUAUAUCCUUUAUGGAUUUCUAUAAGUAUCGUGUGUAUUAGUUUUUUUAAGCGCGAGUAGAAUUUUUAAGAAAUAUUUAAAAUCAUUUUUCUGUACUGUACCAUUAGACUUUCAUAACUAAUUGUGCAUUAAAAUUGUAAAAUAAAGCGAUUUUAUUUAAUCAAAA